AUGACUGAAAGGGCAGCUGAUAGUCAGUUGAGUAGAAAUUUACAUCCUUUGGAUUUACUUAAUUUUGCAUUCAAUGGACAUCUUUUAUGUUGGAAAGUAUCGAAAGGGAAAGAACGAGAUCUUGACCAGGAAAGACCAAAGCAAAAAAAGGAAGAAGGAAAAACGAGCGCGACACAAACACGAUAUCCUGACGGAAUUAAUUCAAUUUGA
This is a messenger RNA of Clunio marinus, 210 nucleotides long. The record is from the annotation of a GenBank genome assembly. Lineage: Eukaryota; Metazoa; Arthropoda; Insecta; Diptera; Chironomidae.